CACAUGUGUAGUUGAGACCAUAGAGACUCCAGAGCUACUAUGAGACCCUUGUAUUUGUCCAGUCUCAUACUCUUUUCUGUUAUUGGUUACUUGAGGUGGAGAUGAGUACUCACUAUCCAUUUUUUGCUAUGUUUGUUUCCGGAGAGGAGGUCAGGAGGGAUAGAAACAGUUUGGAGCAGGUAUUUAUCUUUCCUUCCAGCAAUGAGCUCUCCAGCAUGGGGCGAUGGAGCAGACCAGUCUGCCGGAUCUGGACAGUAUCUGUGAAAAGAUUUGACCCUGGCUCACUGUAUUUCAGUCAUACGUCUCUGUAUGCCUGAGAUUUGCACCCAUCUACUUAUAAGGUGAUUUUCAGCAGUCAGACAAACCAGUGUGUUAGGACGCGCCCCACUCAUCAUCACUGGGUAGCCCAUGCACAUGCACGACACCAUGGGUAGCUCCCCCGAGGUUCUCUCGUGGACGUCCUGCCCCAGUCUGCUGGUGGGCAAGCUGAAGGAGGAGCUCAAACUCACUGUGGUUGGCGACUCCAUGAAGAAAUCAAACUCGCCCAACUCCCAACCUCAGCCUCCUCAGGCCCCUCCAUCCAAUUUACCUCCUCAGAUUAUCACCGACCUGGCCCCGCCGACACACCUGCCCGUUCCCCUGCAGACGCUGCAGCCGCCCAGCCAGGACGAGGACUCGGUGCUGGGGGGUAUAACUCCCCCAAACACAGCCUUGAGUGUGGACUCGACACGGAGCGAGGGUGGGCACUUUGACAACAGCGUGCUCCAGCUGCAGGAGCAGGACCACGAGGAAGCCGGAUCGCCGGCCUCCUGUGAACAUGGCGGGUGUGGCAGUGGGAUGGAGGAGCAGAUAGGAGAAGGGGACUGUCCCAUGGACCACAGUGGAGAGGGGAGGCAGAGCCACCCCCACCACCCUGAUGACAUCAAGCUGCACUUCCACAGAGCGGGGCCCGGGUCGGGUGGCUUCUUAGAGGGGCUGUUUGGCUGUCUUCGGCCUGUGUGGAACAUUAUAGGGAAGACCUACUCGACAGAAUACAAGCUACAACAGCAAGACAUGUGGGAGGUUCCAUUUGAGGAGAUUUCAGAGUUGCAGUGGCUGGGCAGCGGUGCACAAGGAGCCGUCUUCUUGGGCAAGUUCCGCUCUGAGGAGGUGGCCAUCAAGAAGGUGCGCGAGCAGAAGGAGACGGACAUUAAACACCUGCGGAAACUCAAGCAUCCAAAUAUCAUCAGCUUCAAGGGUGUGUGCACCCAGGCACCUUGUUACUGCAUCAUCAUGGAGUACUGUGCCCAGGGCCAGCUGUAUGAGGUGUUGAGGGCGGGGAGGAAAGUGACCCCCAGGAUGCUGGUGGACUGGGCCUCAGGCAUCGCCAGCGGCAUGAACUACCUACACCUGCACAAGAUCAUCCACAGAGAUCUCAAGUCUCCCAAUGUUUUGGUGACCCACAAUGACACUGUGAAAAUCUCAGACUUUGGAACAUCCAAAGAGCUCAGUGACAAAAGCACAAAGAUGUCAUUUGCGGGUACGGUGGCCUGGAUGGCCCCAGAAGUGAUAAGAAAUGAGCCUGUGUCUGAAAAAGUAGACAUCUGGUCAUUUGGAGUUGUGUUGUGGGAACUUCUGACUGGAGAGAUUCCCUACAAAGACGUAGACUCCUCGGCCAUCAUUUGGGGUGUUGGCAGCAACAGUCUUCACCUUCCUGUCCCCUCCACCUGCCCGGAUGGCUUCAAAAUCCUCAUGAAACAAACAUGGCAAGGCAAGCCCAGGAAUAGGCCUUCGUUUCGUCAGAUCCUACUACACCUCGACAUUGCCUCUGCUGAUGUCCUAGGAGCUCCUCAGGAGACCUACUUCAAGUCUCAGUCAGAAUGGAGGGAGGAAGUGAAGAAACAUUUUGAGAAGAUCAAAAGUGAAGGCACCUGUAUCCACAGGCUGGAUGAGGAGCUGAUCCGGCGCAGGCGGGAUGAACUCAGGCACGCUUUGGACAUUCGAGAGCACUAUGAGAGGAAACUGGAGAGAGCCAACAAUCUCUACAUGGAACUCAGUGCCAUCAUGUUGCAGCUGGAGGUCCGAGAGAAGGAACUAAUGAAGAGAGAGCAGGCUGUGGAGAAGAAAUAUCCUGGGACCUACAAGCGCCACCUGGUCAGACCCAUUGUCAGGUCUAACGCUGUAGAGAAACUCAUCAAGAAGAAAGGAAGCAUUUCCCACAAACCUGGGAUGCCUCCUACUAAAAGGCCAGACUUGCUUCGUUCUGAUGGCAUCCCCAGCAUCGACCCUCUCCCCUCGCCCUCUCCACUAUCAGCCAGCCCAAAGGUCUCCACGCCUCCUGGCAAAGCCCGGUACCGAAGCAAGCCUCGUCACCGCCGCGCCAACAGUAAAGGAAGCCACAGCGAGUUCCCCGGGCUGCUGAAGCCUCUUGCUGGGGCAUUAGAAGAUACCCAGUCUCUUCACGAGCAGCAGUUCCUUCAUCACCACCACCACCUACCAACUGAGGGGCCCUUCCUCCCCUUGAAGGGCCGUGAAGAGGCCGUCGUCAACUGUGCCAACAACCUACGCUACUUCGGCCCUGCCGCUGCCCUCCGUAGCCCUCAGACAGACCACCUGCAGCGCCGCGUUUCUGGCUCCAGCCCUGACCUCAUAUCUACUGCCGUGGAUGCAGACGCACGACAGCGGACUUCAUCCACCAGCUCCAAUCCUGUCCCGGGUGCUGGUGCUGGGUCUUUGUGUCCCUGCUGCCAGGCUCACCCCUUCCCCGGCUGCCUACAUUGUCAGGAGACCCCUCCUGCAUCGAGCCACCCAGAGUUGCCCCACUACUCACUGCUCAACACCCAGGAAGGCACCCCAUCUUCUUUAGGGGCUCCCAGCAAAGAUCCAGCCUUGGAUGGAGAGUCCACAAAGAAGGCUGAGCCACAGGAACAAGAGGCAUCCAAACCCACUCACACCCUGCCCACUGCACUGCCCCGCACUCUCAGACCUCUCAGGAAGGGUGGUGAUGAGUCAUCUGAAGAGGAAGAGGGGGAGGUUGAUAGUGAAGUGGAGUUUCCAAGGAGACAGAGACCUCAUCGCUGUAUGAGCAGCUUCCAGUCCUACUCCACCUUCAGCUCAGAAAACUUGUCUGUGUCUGAUGGAGAGGAGGGAAACACCAGCGACCACUCCCACAGCGGGCCCCUGGAGAGGCUGAGCGCCAGUCAGGAGGAACACCUGGAUGAGCUGCUGUCGCACACACCAGACAUCCCCAUCGACAUCUCCACCCAGUCAGACGGCCUCUCUGACAAGGAGUGCGCUGUCCGCAGGGUGAAGACCCAGAUCUCACUGGGAAAACUGUGCUCCGACGAACACAGCUACGAGAAUCCGCUACAGUUUGGGGACUCCGACUGUGAUACGUCAGAAGCAGAGUGCUCUGAUGCCACCAUUAGAAACAAAAAAGUCGGGGCUCCUUCCUCAUGGUGAAGCCCGCCCCAGCGCUCAGUUCUGUUUUUGCCUGGAGGCCGUGUCCCACUCUGCCCUGCAGAAAACAUAGCAAUAAGAGGACAACAUUGUAAACAAAGCUCCCUAUAGCAAAGCCCCAUGCAAUCUCUCCCAGAACCCACUCCACCUCUAACCUUCCCUUCAUAAAACCCAGUCUCCCUCAUCUCUAGCACAGCAUCCAGGCAACCAUGGCAGGGAUUCCCUUUUGAAUGAUAAUGUACAGUAGAUAGUGUAACAUUUAUAAUUUAUUUUUGUCUGAGUUUUGAAGGAUAAUUCAGGACAUCUGUAUGUUCUCUGAUCUGAACAGAGAAAAAAACCCUGACAUUUUGAAACUGAGCAUGGGCUAACUGUGUGUUGGGGAGAGACUGAGACUGGACGAAGAUGCAUAUGAUGAUUAUGAUGAGAAAGAAGAUGUGUUGAAGUGCGGAUGUAUCAGAGGCUGAGGACUAGCAGUGUGGAGUUACAUCACUGCGAUUGUUGGUCUCUCAGGUGACUGACAGACAGGAGUGUCAACCAACAAGGACUCCCUCUUACUAAUAAGACCAACCUGCUUUAUCAUGAGUUUACAGUGCAGAUCCCCAGUACCCCUACUUCCGUCCCAUCCCAACCAAUGGUGAGUGGGGAACAGGGAGCUCAUGAAAACAGUGUGAACACCAGCAUGAACAACCGGACUCCCUCCCUCCCUAGAACCACCACACAUGUGUCCAGUCAUCAGGAUCCCCGCUGAACUGUCCUAGCAUGCCUGUGCAGCUCGCAAAAUGCAAUAGCUGCCAGAAGACUGCAUGAAGUGGACAAGCUAGCAGAGCAACAGAGAUGAAGAUGCUAAGGAAAAGAUAAAACAAACAAAAAAAGAGACUCUUCCUCUGUGACCCAGCUCAUCCUUCUCGAAGACACGUCAACGUCAUUGUCAUCAUCAAUCAGAUGUCAUGACCAGAGUUGUUGAGGGAGUUAUCUCUGUGUGUGUGUGUGUGUAUGAGAACACAAAGCCCUUCCCUUUCCAUUAGACAUUACAGUUUCAAGUCUCAUCUCAGGAUUGUUCGAGGAGAAACUGGACUGGACCAAUUAUUGUAUGUCGGAAUAUUCUUUGAGUGGCACAUAUAAUGGACCAUGCAGGAUUAUUAUAAAAAAUGUCUUACAGAUAGCCGUGAUGUUCAACCCUUUAUUGCUGUAACAGACUUUAAUGUUAUGUAGACAUGUAAGAGCGUUUUAGUUGCAAUCCAGGUGCAGUAUCCCAUUUCUUGAAAUCACUAGGUGCAGCGUCUCCCAUGUACCAUUUUCUAGCAGGGUAAAUUUAUACUGUCUAAUAAGAAAUGUCCAAACAUGCUAAUUGUUUUUCUGUGCUGUGGUGAAUAAAUAAACAGCAAUAACGUAAGGUUGGCGCUCAGGUGAGAAAGAAGUUGCUUGCUCAGGAUCCGAGGCGUCUAGCUGGCUAGACACAAUACAGUGACUGUUGACUAGAGGAGAGCAGCAAGUGUCAAACAGCUUAUUAUAGAUGCUAUAUUUUUAAAUUGUCCCAUUUUUAUGAACUCGUCUUUCCGGGGGUUUGAUGCUCAGGUUUUAUGUUACCUAUUGACUGCAGGAGCAGUAUAUCAACAGCCACAAGAUGGCGACAGUUACAAUGACUUACUUUUCCUUGUGUUAUGUAAAUGUCCUGGCACCAUUCCUUUUUUUCUACCCGAAGUAAUUUUUUUUAUGUUUCCCAUGACCAUCCAAAUCCUAGAAUCCCAGCAAUAUACCUUUUUUUUGUUUGUCUUGUUGUCUUUGAAAAGGGAUACUGCAUCUGUGAGAGCUUAGUUUUUAUCCCUGUUAAGAGUGUUUGUCAUCCACCUUAAUGACUUUUUGGUUGAAAAAAUAGCCAGCCAGGGUUGAAUUUAACGAUAAUGAUGUCAAGAUGUCAGCUCAAGUGUACACAGGCGGCUGAGAUUCUAAAUUAGGAAUAUAAGCCAGAGACAAGGCCACAGAGCAAUUAAGCUGCUCUUGGUUUUCAACAACCUCAUCUCAGUGUUAGUUACUCCUGUAUAUAAACAUCUGUAAAUGUAACGUAACCUGUUUUUGUCCUCUCUCUUUAACGUAUAUUGCACAGCUCUGACAGAGCCUCGAGCUUCUGUCGCUGACGACCAGCCGACUUGUUGAAAAUAAGCAGGAAAUUCUUUAAUCUGUAUUACAUCAGUAUUGAACACUGCAGGAGGAUGUGUCAUAAGAACUGUGUAGCACAAGGUGAAUCUAAAACUGUACUGAUGGAUAAAUUACCCAUUUGCUUGAAAGCUUUGGAAAGGCUUACACCUGGUACUGGAAGCAGCUGCUGCCUUUCCUCGAGCCUCCUUCAACCUUCUUCACUCUGUUUACGUACGUGUGAAAUAACCUAGUGUUUUGUAAUGACUGGGUAAUCCGAUCAAGCUGUUAAUAACAUUAUCUUUCUGGCAUAUAUCCUGUGAAGUAUGAUUGUUGUAAAGUUUUAAUUUAAUUUUGAUUCUUUUUUCUUUCUUUCUUUGUAGCUGGCCUACAUGAUUAUUGAAUUAAUGUAUUAUGAAUGACUGGUAAGGUGUUGUGUUCUUUAUAAUUUCAGGCAGCUUUAGAAAUGUCAUAACCUAUGAUUUCUCCUGAAAAGUGUUAUUUAAAGGAAGCACAAUGAAUUGGUAUGGGAAGAGGACAGUAUUUGUAUGGUGGAACAAAAGCAGGCAUCUACUAUCAUUUUUGUCUUUGUGACCCUGCAGGGGACCAUUCAUCAUUUAUCACUGCAGAUGAAGUAUUGAUUUUAACAGUCUUUACAUCAGUAAUUAGCAACAUCAAGUGUUGCUAAAGCUUUUUGAUCUCGACAUGGCUAUAAGGAAUCACUUCUAGUACAACCAAAAGCCAGUCGGUGGACUGUCACAGCAGGGUAAAUGAGACUUUAUGUACUGAAGGCAUGUGUGAUGCCGAUUUAUGUACUUCUGCAAGGAUCCCUUCCUCUCAUUUUUAAUCAAAAUACCAGUUACUUACAUUUGAAUUUCUGUGAAAUUGUCUCUAACUGUGGAGAUCAUGUUGCCUCGUCCCAUGUAUCAAACAUCUGUUUCUUUGUUGCUCUCAUUUCCAACCUCCCUUUCCUGUUGAAUGGCAUUACGAUCAACCAAUCCCGUCAGUUUCUUGUAUUAUCCAGUGCAUACUGUGCAAUGGGCAUCUGGGAGAAUAAAAUCAGAGCAAACAACUGCAUGGAAUAAAUGCUGAUGUACUGUACCCAA
Molecule: messenger RNA, 6677 nt
Organism: Siniperca chuatsi (mandarin fish)
Lineage: Eukaryota; Metazoa; Chordata; Actinopteri; Centrarchiformes; Sinipercidae
Gene: map3k13
Product: mitogen-activated protein kinase kinase kinase 13
Exons: 14
Coding region: 409-3441 (1010 amino acids)
Biological process (GO): protein autophosphorylation; JNK cascade
Molecular function (GO): ATP binding; JUN kinase kinase kinase activity
Source: RefSeq, a predicted model, not a curated record